AACAAUAAAAGAGCUUUCCAGGCCGCGUAACCAUGGAUCUGCUUGCGUCGCCCUUCAAAGGAGUCCUGCACGAUGUCAAAGGAAGAGCGGCUUGGUACAAGGACGACUGGCUUGCAGGGCUGCAUACCGGCUUCAGGAUUUUGGCACCUACCAUGUACAUAUUCUUUGCGUCUGCCCUGCCGGUCAUCGCCUUCGGAGAGCAACUGAGCCAUGAAACAAAUGGGAUGCUCAGCACAGUCGAAACAUUAGCAUCUACUGCGAUUUGUGGCAUCAUACAUUCGAUACUCGGCGGACAGCCAAUGAUGAUAGUUGGAGUUGCAGAACCUACCGUUAUCAUGUAUACGUAUCUCUACAACUUUGCCAAGAAGCAGCAAAGUAUUGGAGAAGCGCUAUAUUUAGCGUGGGCUGGAUGGGUCUGCAUAUGGACUGCAAUUAUGCUCUUUCUUCUAGCGACUUUCAAUGCUUCAAAUGUUAUAAGCAAAUUUACAAGGGUUGCAGGAGAACUUUUUGGGAUGUUGAUCACUGUACUCUUCCUACAAGAAGCUAGCAAGGGAAUUGUGAGAGAAUUCGGUCCUCCUAAAGGUGUUGACAAUGGUUCACCAAUACACCAGUUCCAAUGGAUGUAUCUCAAUGGCCUACUUGGUGUUAUCUUUUCAACUGGCUUACUAUACACUGCACUAAGAACUAGGCGUGCAAGAUCAUGGCUGUACGGCUUAGGCUGGCUGAGAAGUUUCAUCGCCGAUUAUGGUGUGCCACUCAUGGUGAUUGUGUGGACCGCACUGUCCUACGCAUUACCAAGCAAAGUUCCUUCAGGGGUCCCUAGGAGGCUAUUCAGUCCUCUUCCAUGGGAGUCAAGCUCACUACAGCAUUGGACCGUAGCAAAGGAUUUAUUCUCCGUCCCUCCAGCGUUUAUAUUUGCGGCAAUUCUGCCUGCAUUGAUGGUUGCCGGACUCUAUUUCUUUGAUCAUAGUGUAGCUUCACAGCUUGCUCAGCAAAAGGAGUAUAAUCUGAAGAAACCAUCUGCCUACCAUUAUGACAUUCUAGUCCUUGGAUUGAUGGUCCUGCUUUGUGGUUUAAUCGGCAUUCCUCCAUCAAAUGGAGUACUUCCACAGUCCCCCAUGCACACGAGAAGCCUUGCCGUCCUUCGGGGGCAGUUCCUACGCAAAAAAAUGGUUGAAACGGCCAAGGAGAGUGUGGGGAAUCGUGCUAGCAAGAUGGAAAUAUAUGGAAAGUUACACGAGGUAUUCAUCGAAAUGGACAACGAACAGAAUACGGGUUCCGUUGACAUGGAACUGAAGAGCUUGAAGGAAGCAGUGCUGCGAGAAAACGGUGAAGAUGGGGAGCAAACCGGAGAAUUUGACCCUCGGAAACAUAUUGAACCCCAUUUGCCUGUUCGAGUGAACGAGCAGCGGCUAAGUAACCUGCUGCAGUCGUUAAUGGUUGGUGGUUGCGUUGCAGCUAUGCCGGUUAUCAGGAUGAUACCGACAUCGGUGUUGUGGGGUUACUUUGCAUACAUGGCCAUAGACAGCCUACCCGGGAACCAGUUCUGGGAAAGGAUACAACUUAUCUUCAUCUCAUCAAGCCGCCGCUACAAGGUUCUUGAAGGUCCCCAUGCAUCUUUUGUUGAGUCAGUGCCUUCGAGAACAACAUCGGCCUUCACAAUCUUCCAAUUUGUCUAUCUACUGAUCUGCUUCGGCAUAACGUGGAUACCAAUAGCAGGGAUCUUGUUCCCGUUGCCUUUCUUCCUCAUGAUAGCCAUCCGGCAGCACCUGCUACCGAAGUUCUUCGAGCCGAGUGACCUACGGGAACUCGACACGGCCGAGUACGAAGAGCUUGAAGGAUUCCACCAGGAAGGGGAAGCUGGUUCCAACUUAGGGAGCUGCCACAGCAGCAUUGACGCCGAGAUGUUGGAUGAACUCACAACAAACCGUGGUGAGCUCAAGCACCGGACUGUCAGCAACCGUGAAGAGAGGCACCUCCAGGUGCAUUCAAAUGCAGUUCAGCCAAGCGUGUGAAGAACUGAAGAUAGAACUUAGGGCCGAGGGUGAAGAUAUUUGUCGUCAUGAUUCUAUACCCGGAACUGUUGUUCUUUGUGGUAAACAUACUAAUGUCCAUAGUAUAUGUAUACUACGACAGUACUCAACCGCCUUAAUGCUUCUUACUCUGUAAGAUAGAAUCCAAAUAAACAUUAGUCCAUACUAUACUGGCGAUCCCAGUAGUCCCC
Messenger RNA from Triticum aestivum (bread wheat), 2224 nucleotides. Its product is annotated as boron transporter 4. Lineage: Eukaryota; Viridiplantae; Streptophyta; Magnoliopsida; Poales; Poaceae. Gene Ontology annotation, cellular component: plasma membrane. The coding region runs from base 33 to 2015 and encodes 660 amino acids. Gene Ontology annotation, biological process: monoatomic anion transport; transmembrane transport; monoatomic ion homeostasis. The record is from RefSeq and is a predicted model, not a curated record. Gene Ontology annotation, molecular function: solute:inorganic anion antiporter activity. The transcript is spliced from 12 exons.